This is a messenger RNA of Durusdinium trenchii, 549 nucleotides long. The record is from the annotation of a GenBank genome assembly. Lineage: Eukaryota; Dinophyceae; Suessiales; Symbiodiniaceae.
AUGAUGCGUUUGGGCCAUUUGGGCUUGCGCUCCCGUCUGCAUUUUUCGACCAGAAUGACGUCGCAGGUGGUUCGCCCUCCGCUUCCACCUUUCAAUUUGGCUGAUGCUGAGCAAAAGGUUCGCAUGGCAGAAGAUGCCUGGAAUUCUCGAGAUCCUGAGAAGGUGAGCUUGGCAUACACUGAGGACUGCAUUUGGCGGAACCGAGAUUGCUUCUUCCAGGGAAGAGACGCUAUUGUUCGCUUUCUUCGAGAAAAGUGGGAAAAGGAGACGGAGUACCGCCUGAUCAAAGAAUUGUUUGCGUUCGAAGGACACAGAAUUGCUGUGUGCUUCCAGUACGAGUUUAAAGACGCAGAUACAGGCUCCUGGUACCGGGCCUAUGGAAAUGAAAACUGGGACUUUGCAGAGAAUGGACAAAUGAAGAGGCGCCAGGCCACUAGGCCAAGUAAGUAUGCCAGGGUAGACCGGCGCUUUACAUGGGAUUUAGGCCCUCGGCCUUCUGAUUUUCCUGGCCUGACGGAUCUCGACGAUCAAUUUGGAAUGUUGCUUUGA